Messenger RNA from Gryllus bimaculatus (two-spotted cricket), 2046 nucleotides. The record is from the annotation of a GenBank genome assembly. NCBI's taxonomy places the organism in Eukaryota, Metazoa, Arthropoda, Insecta, Orthoptera, Gryllidae.
AUGAGCGAAACGUCAUCUGCCCCGCCCGCCGCGGAGACGUGGCCUUCGUUCCGCCGGCGCGCGCCCUCGUCGCUGGGGAGAAGGACGGCCGUCGCUGAGGCGCCUCUAAACGUCUCAGGCAUCCGCACGCGGCAAGAAUUUCCACGACGCAGCAGCGGAGUUGUCCCGGCGCGCGCGGCGCGACCGCGGGCGCGAGGGCGCGACGGGCGCGCUGACCUCGCCGAGUCGAGGUCCCGCCGCCGUCGCAGGAUUCCCUGCCUGAUCGAUGCCAGACGGCGCGACCGGCCGUGCCGAACGGAACGCGCGCUGCGCGCCGCGCCACCGCGGGCGCGCGGGGGACGCUGGCGCGCUAAUUUUGAACGCCUGACGUCACGGCCCGUUCAUGACCGGCCGGCGACUGAGGCGUACCGAAGCCUACCGACCGGACGGCCGGAUGAGGGCGGAGCGAACAGCUAUCGCGUCGCGCUGGCCUACCUCCACCCGACCCACCUUCGUGAUGCGGCGACGGCGGCUGCUGCGAGCCGAGUCCGCGAGCCGCCGCUGCCAGGCGGACGCCCGCCGCCCCCGGCCGUCCGCUCGCCCGCGAUGUGUGCAGCAAGGAACAGUUUCGCCAGAUCCAUUAAUCAAGUGCGUCAGGACGGUGUAAUGAGAGAAGUCAUUCUUCUUGAAGAAAAAGCCCGAAAAUCUUGGGAACGAAAAUGGGGAUAUUUGAAAGAAGAAAGGAGGACAUUUUUAGAAGAAAGUCAAAAGAGCGGUAAAAGAUCACUCUCUAACAACACCACUAACAACAAUGAUGUGCGACAACAAGUAGAGACUACGUUUACAUCCCUUCCUACAUCGCCUCCAGUGCCGAUAACCAGCCAAGGUAUGGUUGGAUGGCGUUCAAGAUUUGGAGAAAAUUCACUAAAUAAAGUGGGUCCACUUUAUGUUAGUCCAAAGCUGACAAUUCUUCCUCCUGGAGAUUCCACUCCACGGAAGCAGUAUCAUAUAUUUCUGGGUUAAUGAGUUGUGUUAUUUCAUUGCACAUGUAGAAAUAAAUACUAAACAAUGCGCUAGAUAUUGCAUAAACAUUAUUAUAAUGCCACUUUGCCUUUUCAAUUUUGCACUUUGGUCCUAGAAUACAUUUUUCCUUAAAAAUUAAGAAUGCACAAGAACUACAAUUAUUAACGAAUCAUGUGUGAGAUAAUGUGUAUCAACGAAAAAAAUUCUAUGUGAGUUUCUGAAAUUAGUAUUCUAAAUCAAAAGAAGUUUUGCAAUUUUCUCCAUUUUUUGGUAAAGAGUAAUGCUCCCUUCAUUUUCAUUGAGCUUCAAUGUAGAUUUUUAAUAAAGCCUAAAUUCUGCGUCUAUCCUGAACAAAUAAAAAAUCUGAUCUAUAAAGGUUUCCUGUGUAUCAUAGAUGAUUUUUGCUCUUUUGCAAGAGGAGGUGUUUGUAAAUUGUGCAAGCAUAUCAAAGAGAAAAACAAUGUCAAAUCGUUCUGGGUUUCACCUAAAAAUGUGCGUUUUGAAUAAUCAUGUAAGAGAACGUAAUCAGAGUGUAUAAUAUUAAUUUCAACAAAUAAACUGCAGAGAAAAACACACAACUAAGUAAAUGAAAAUCACAUUGAAAUGCAUUCAGCAAAUACGUACUGAUCAUAAGAGGAACUGUAAGUAAAAUUGACCUGCAAGGAAAGCACUAAAGUUGUACACUUGUAAACAAGUGAACUUAAGAUAACACAAUUUAAAAUCAGUCUGUUUAUUUUUUAUCAGUAUAAAACUUGGAGAUAGAAUGACAAAUUAUACAACACUGAAAAGAAUUUCUAUUUUUUUUAAAAUUUCAGCACCAAUUUGUUUUACAUAAUGCAUUCAUCAUAAUCAGUGGCAUUAUCAGGAUUAUACUUGGGACCAGCUGUUGGAGGAGUGCCCAACUUACUUCACUAUUUCUUAUAAACAAUUUUUCCUUCAUGCAAAACUUAAAUUUUGUUUCUAUUUUUUGAUCUAUUGUUAUUUAUAACGUAUUCAAUUGAAAUAUUGAAUGACUUUCACUGAUAUAGAAAAUUGGUAAAAACU